Messenger RNA from Cajanus cajan (pigeon pea), 2708 nucleotides. RefSeq names its product potassium channel SKOR. Lineage: Eukaryota; Viridiplantae; Streptophyta; Magnoliopsida; Fabales; Fabaceae. The record is from RefSeq and is a predicted model, not a curated record. Gene Ontology annotation, biological process: potassium ion transport; transmembrane transport. Gene Ontology annotation, molecular function: voltage-gated potassium channel activity; protein binding. Gene Ontology annotation, cellular component: membrane.
UUUAAGUAACAUAUUUCUUUAUUUAGCACUGCUCAAAACCUAGCUAGCUUCUUGUCCUUUACAUAUAUGUUGUAGUAGAGUUUUAGGUUGGGAAAGAAGACCAUAAUGCGUGGUGAUGGCGGAGGUGAAGGAAGCAGCAGGAAGAGAAGAGGAUACAUCAACCCUUGUUAUGCCACACGCGCCGCCGAUGCUCAUGCAUGCCACCCAUUUCUCAUUCAUCCUCAUAACCGGUGGUACGUGGCGUGGAAGCACUUCAUUCUGAUAUGGGCAGUGUACUCAUCCUUCUUCACUCCCAUGGAGUUUGGUUUCUUCAGAGGCCUACCCCACAACAUCUUCCUCCUGGACAUCGCCGGCCAGUUGGCUUUCCUGAUGGACAUCUUGGUCCGCUUCUUCCUGGCCAGCCACUCGAACGACCACCGCCAAAUCGCCCUCAGAUACCUCAAGUCUCGCUUCCUCCCCGACCUCCUCUCCUGCCUCCCAUGGGACUACAUCUACAAACUCGCCGGCCACAAAGAGCCCCUCCGCUACCUCCUCUGGCUCAGACUCACCCGUGCUCUCAGAGUCACCGAAUUCUUCGAGUCCCUCGAGAAGGACACCAGGGUCAACUACCUCUUCACCCGCAUCGUCAAACUCUUGGUCGUUGAACUCUACUGCACCCACACCGCUGCAUGCAUCUUCUACUAUCUUGCCACCACCGUGCCUCCUUCUCAGGAGUCUUACACCUGGAUCGGUACCUUGAAGAUGGGUGACUAUUCCUAUUCCGACUUCAGACACGUUGACCUCUGGAAGCGCUACGUUACUUCCCUCUACUUUGCCAUUGUUACCAUGGCCACUGUUGGCUACGGAGACAUCCACGCCGUCAAUGUCAGGGAAAUGAUUUUUGUCAUGAUUUAUGUUUCCUUUGACAUGAUUCUCGGCGCUUACCUUCUCGGCAACAUGACUGCGUUGAUCGUCAAAGGCUCUAGGACGGAGAGGUUCAGAGAUAAGAUGUCCGAUAUUAUUAAGUAUGUUGAUAACAACAAUUUGGACCGCCAGAUACGUCACGACAUUCAACAACAUUUGCGCUUCCGCUUCAAGUAUGAUCACACUUACACUGCACCUUCUGUUCUUCAAGACAUACCCACCACCAUCCGCACUAAGAUUUUAAUCAGUUUAUAUGAGCAGUUCAUUCACAAAGUUUCUCUUUUCAAGGGAUGCUCUUCGGCCUUUAUAAAACAGAUUGCAACCAAAGUUCAAGAAGAGUUUUUCCUCCCAGGAGCAUUGGUUACGGAGCAAGGAGAUGUUGCAGAUCAACUCUACUUUGUAUAUCAUGGUGAGCUGAACGAGGUAAAAAGAGAAGAUGGUGAUACUGAAGAGACAAUCACAUUGCGUACCCAUUGUUACUUUGGCCAGAUUUCUUUUUUUUGCAAUAUGCCUCAAACUUCCACGGUUGAAGCUCGUGAAUUUUCCAAGGUUUUGCAACUUGAUAUGAAAUCCUUUACUGAAAUACUGAAGAUGUACUUUUUAGAUGGUCGUAUUGUCUUAAACAAUCUCCUUGAGGUAAAAAACUUGAGUGUUCAGCGUAAGCUUUUGGUAUCAGACUUCAACCUGACUAUAGGAAACCUGGAAACAGGGCUAGCUACGAGAAUGAACUGUGCCGCUCAUGAUGGUCACCUCGACGUUGUUAAACGUUUGAUUGGAUUUGGGGCAGAUCCCAAUAAGCCUGAUUAUGAUGGCAGAACACCUUUGCAUGUCUCAGCAUCAAAAGGAUAUGUAGAUAUUUCUUCCUUUCUUGUUGAACAAGGAGUAAAUAUCAAUUCCACAGAUAAAUUUGGAGCCACUCCCUUGCUUGAAGCCAUCAAGAAUGGACAUGAAGAAGUAGCAUCUGUACUUGUUAAUUCGGGAGCGAUCCUUACUAUUGAUGAUGUUGGUAACUUUCUCUGCAUGACUGUUGUAAAGAAGGACUUGGACCUUUUAAAAAGGGUUUUGGCUUGUGGAAUCAAUCCAAAUGCCAAAAAUUACGAUCACCGUACACCUCUUCACGUAGCUGCCUCUCAAGGUUUGAUUACAAUGGCUGAAUUACUUCUAGAAGCAGGAGCAAGUGUUUUAUCCAAGGACAGAUGGGGAAAUACACCUCUUCUUGAAGCUCAUACCGGUGGAAAUAGAAAUAUGAUCAAAAUGUUCGAAGUUGCAAAAGUUUCUCAGUUGGCUGAGUUGUCCAGCAGUAUUCAUGAAACUCAAGCAACACCAAUGUUGCAGUCAAGAAAUGAAAUUCCCAGAAAGAGGUGUAUAGUAUUUCCUUUCCACCCAUGGGAUCAGAAAGAGGAAAGAAAAGAGGGAGUGGUCCUAUGGGUUCCACAAAGCAUUAAAGAGCUUAUAAAGGAAUCGAUGAAACAUUUGGACAUUCCAAAUGGUUCCUGUAUUUUAUCAGAACAAGGUGGAAAAAUUCUUUAUGUGGACAUGAUUAACAAUGAUGAGAAGCUAUUUCUGGUUAAUGAAGCACAGAAUGGGGUGAAAAAUUAUGGUUAUCCCAGUGUCCAGACACAGAAGUAGGAUCAAAAAUUGUAAACGCAGUUACGACUAGCUGGUUAAGAUACCUUUCCUCAGUCCACAAAUUUUUCUAUUCCAGAUCAGAAAGUGUGGAAAAUAGAUCCAGAAACUAUGUUCAAUCAAUUUGCAUUGUAUGUCUGCAGUUGUUGUUAGUACAAACGAAUUAUUUAACGAAAAAU